ACGAUGUAUGAUUAAAACAAAAUAAUCCUUGUCAUGUUCAUUUGAAAGUAAAAAGCCAGAAUAUUUACGAGUAUCGGCGCCGACAAUCUGAUAACAACAAUCCCGUCAUUCGCUUUGCGUCGACUCCUCAGUAACCUUAUCAGACGCAAACUGCCUAACACUUCAACUGUCUUCAUAUUUGAUCAAGGGAAUGCCACUGUUUACAGAAUAUUGAAUCCGGUGACUAUCUCGGGCUCAACAAUCUCUAUGUUUGACAUUUAACAGAAAUGUCUAUCGACAUAACGAUGUUUGUAAUUACCAGCCUUUUUCUGCUUGUAAUCCUGAAGGACUGCUCAGGCCAUAAAAUCGAAGGAUGCAGUCCUCAAUCGCCUAUGGGAAUGAAUGCAACUACAAACACUUUUGAAUGUGUAGACAUUCCGCCUGGUCAUCGUGUGUUAUGGUAUGUCAGAAAAAAGUAUCCUAAUGAUGAACACAUUGUAAUAGUCGCCAAAGUUGCGGAGUGUACUAUGGAACGUAAGGGCUGCAAGAAAUACCUGAACAAUGUCAAAGCUUUCAAAAAAACCGCGACUUCCAGCGUGGCGAAAAUCUUCUCACAAGAUAUGUCUGCCUUCUUGAGCAUCGGGUGUAUGGUUUACACAGAGCGUUCACUGAUGAUGGACUACACCUGUGACUUAACAUCAAGUGAUGUUCCAUCCUUCACCUGCAGUUUAACUCAACAAACAGACCAUUCCAUGUCAGCAGUCUGCACUAUUUUUAAGAUUUACAUACUAAGCCGAGACUACAAAUGCAACUUUAUUCUGACAUUGCAGGAUGGGACAGUACAGACGAUCACGGGCACGUUUCUCAUGACGACGGAACAGACGGAGGGGCCCGCCACGGGCACGUGCUCUGGCCAUAACUUGCCUCGUAAAGAGCACAUUAAACAAGUGGAAGGAAUUUUUCUCCCUGACGACCUACACGCCAUUGCUAAUUUCCAAGACUAAUGAUCAACAAACCUUUCAAAUACCAUUGUAAAAAAGUCAAACUGGUUUAAGUAGUAGUAUACUGUAAUGCACAAGAAAAAUGUAACAACAUUGACAGUUUCAGAAGUGUAGGUAGUCUAAGAAACGAGUCUUCUUAUAGAUGUAGAAAAUACUGGUCAGAACUUCUUAAAAUAUAGUCACUAACAAAACCGAUUAAAAUCACUCGCCAGUAUAUAUAUAUAUUUGUAUAUAAAAUAAAGUCGUACACACACCACCAUUCCACACUGAGUGAUACACUGUUUACACUUACAGGACACAACUAAGAACAUACAUUAAAACAUAUAGGAUAAAAAUGAACAAGAAUAUGAGACGAUGUUAUUGUGUAUCGAUACUGAAUGUUUUGUUAUUGCUUUUCUGACUUAAGUAGUGUGUAUCUCUAAAAUAUUUAUUAUUUCGUAUUAUCUGUUUCACACCAUUGAUUUUAUUCUUUUAUUGUUUAUAUUUAAUGUGAGAAGCUUUUUCAGCUCGGUGCACUUACUCUUGUGUUUAUGUAUCUAUAAAAAUAUUUUAAAAAUUUUAAUAUUCAACAGUAUGAAACGUUUGCUCUUAAGUAAAUUAAGAAAAUAAAGUGGCAUUACUUUUUUAUUUCACUUUUAUAGACAAUUUUAAAACGUCUUAUAUUUUGACAGUUUUAUUGUUUUAAACCUUUAUAAAGUGAUCCUUCGUUUUGGUAAUAAACUUUGCAUCUAAA
Pomacea canaliculata is the source of this 1713-nucleotide messenger RNA. RefSeq lists its product as uncharacterized. The transcript has 5 exons. The record is from RefSeq and is a predicted model, not a curated record. Lineage: Eukaryota; Metazoa; Mollusca; Gastropoda; Architaenioglossa; Ampullariidae. Bases 267 to 983 code for a protein of 238 amino acids.